This is a messenger RNA of Acanthamoeba castellanii str. Neff, 1884 nucleotides long. RefSeq lists its product as uncharacterized. The record is from RefSeq and is a predicted model, not a curated record. The transcript has 5 exons. The coding region runs from base 1 to 1884 and encodes 627 amino acids. Lineage: Eukaryota; Discosea; Longamoebia; Acanthamoebidae.
AUGGAGCUGGAUCCUGCCAAGCUGAAUGACUACCCGAUCAAGAUCUUGCAGAACUACUGCAAGACGCAGAACCUGGCGGUGAGAGGGACGCGGAAGAACGACUACGUGCUGGUCAUCUUGGCCCAUCUCCAAAAGACCAACAAGACGGACGGCGUCAAGAUCGCGCGGGCGAGCGCCAAGCUCGGGAUCGAUGCCGAGGCCGUGAAGAAGUGGGAGGAGGAGGAGCAGCGCCGGCGCGACGAAGAGCGGGUCAAGUACGAGCAGUGGCGCGCCGAAGAGGACGAGCGCAAGCGCAAGGCCCACGCCGAGGAGCUCCGCCUGCUCGAGGAGAAGCAGCGCCAGGCCGCCAGGGAGGAGGAGGCCAAGCGCGAGUGGCACGAGCUCAAGAAGAAGGGCGCCCGCCGCCGCGAGCUCGACGCCCAGCGCGCCCGCGAGCGCGCCCUCGGCUCCGUCGGACAGCUGCCCUGGACCCUCGACACCUUCCUCCGCCCGUACCCCGCUCCCUCCCCUCAGACGUCCCUCUCGCCAUCGCCAUCGCCAACUGCGGCGGCCGCGGCGGCGGAGAAGGUGCGGCGGCUCAAGGCCGACCCGACGAGCUACUUCUCCCGCCUGCCCGAUGGUGUGCUCGCGCACUGCCUCCACUAUGUCGACCCCGCUUCGUCGUCGUCGUCUUCAUCGUCGGCGGCGACGGCGGCGGCAGAGCGGACGCAGGGCCAGAUGCGGUGCCUGCACGUGGAGAAGCCGGAGGCGGGCCACGCGGUGCGGAUCGUGGCAGCGCUGGAGCUGAACAAGAAGGGCCAGCGGUCGCUGGUGGUGAUCAACAAGCCGGGGCUGUCCUACCUCGAGCAGCUGGAGCAGGCCGAGGUGUGGGUGGGCCAGCGCGGGGGCAAGCUCGCCGUCUACACGAUCGACCUCAAGCACCUCAAGGACUCCCGGAGCGAGAAGUGGAAGAAGCGGCAGACCUUCCGGGUGCGCGACGAGCGCGAGAAGCAGAGCGUGCGUCAGCUCGUCCAGGUCGGCCAGCGCGUGUGGGCCAUGGCCGAGGCCGAGGAACCCGCCGUGUUCGAUCUCAAGACGUACUCGCAGCUGUCGCUGCCUGAAGGGAAGAAGGGACGCGAGGUCAUCCGGUGCCUCGGGCACACGCCAGAGCAAUCUGUGGUGUGGGCCGGAUUCACCGCGGGUCUCCUCCGAGGCUACGAUGCUGAUGACAUGUCAGUCGUGUGCGAGCACUCAAUUCGACCAUCGAAGAAGACGAAGGCCAAGAAGACCAAAGACGACAAGGAGGACGAAGAGGACCGCGAGAGGAUCAACUGCAUGCUUCCCAUCGGCAGCUCCCAUCUCUGGGUGGGCACCACCAAGGGCAUCCGCACUUUUUUCAUCGCUCCAAGCGGAAAGGGCAAGGAGGUGCAGCUGCUGCCGGCUUCGUUCCUGCCGACGGACAAGCCCGUGGCGGCGCUCUGCCGCUCGAGCUUCGACGAAGAGGAGGCCGCGCCCGGGUCGCCGCCGCUCAAGCGGGUGUGGGUGACGACCAAGGACAGCAUCUGGGUGGUCCAGUGCACCGAAGAGGGCCGCAUGACCGGCGUUUCGGCCAAGAUGAGCGGAGGGCUCGCAUUCCCUGCUGACGGCCUCGUCGAGCUGGGCAGCACCGUCUUCACCUACGGCUCCGCUCAACGGAUGGUGCUCUGGUCCGCUCGAGACGUGAGUUACCUUUCCUCGGGUCCGGACAUGGACGCCUACUACGGUACGACGGACAAGAGCAAGAAGCGGAAGACCAAGUGGAACGACAGCGUCAAGGGCAUGUGCAGCGGGCCGGAGUUCUACGUCGGGGUGCGCACGCUGUGGACCGUCGACGACCAGUUCCUCGCCGUGUGGCGCGCCGAGUGA